AUGGACGUUUUCUCUCCCCCUCUCCAUUUUGGGAAAAGCGUCUCUCCGCACACUCAAAGGUUCCGCCAUUUGGGGCGUGGUCGGGCCGCUGCCAUCUUGAGUGUGGCUGAGGAAAUUUGCGCGCCAACUGUUUCUGCCAGAUGUGGCGAAUAACACUGCUAUGAAGCGUUACAAAUACUUCUUCAAGACCCUGCUUUCAGUUCUUCGGGGGUACGUACACAGGAGUAGAAAUGCUGGCUCCUCUGAAAACCCUUCCCAGAGCCUCUCCCCAGUCAUGGACAGCCCCAGUCUUCGAGAGCUCCAACAGCCUCUGCUGGCAGGUGUGGGCUGUGGGCCCCCCGUCCAGAAGCCUGGUGAGCCCCAGCUGGGGCCUCCCUUUGGAGAGACAGCCUUUGCAGAGUCCCUGAGGGGUUGGCAGCUCCUCCCACCACCUCUUCCCACUGUGAGCGCUGGCCUUGGGGAACCAGGGCCCCCUGACCUUGAGGAUGCAUCAUCCAGUGACAGCGACUCGGACUGGGAUGGGGGCAGCCUUCUCUCCCCGCUCCUACCCCACGACCACCUUGGCUUGGCCGUCUUCUCCAUGCUCUGCUGUUUCUGGCCUGUGGGCAUCGCUGCCUUCUGCCUGGCCCAGAAGACCAACAAGGCUUGGGCCAAGGGGGACGUCCAGGGGGCAGGGGCUGCCUCCCGCCGCGCCUUCCUGCUGGGGGUCCUCGCCGUCGGGCUGGGCGUGUGCACAUAUGCGGCCGCCCUGGUGACCCUGGCCGCCUACCUGGCCUCCCGAGAGCCGCCCUAGUUGCCCGCGCGGCCCUCACUGUGAAUCAGGGGCCGGCACCGGGCGCGUCGGCGGGCAACGUGGAGAAUCCGGGUGGAUGAGGCGGCGGCGGCAGCGGCCACCGCCUCCUUCCUGGCCGCCGCAACGAGAUUAAACUCCAGACACUCUCGCAGCCAAA
Molecule: messenger RNA, 950 nt
Organism: Felis catus (domestic cat)
Lineage: Eukaryota; Metazoa; Chordata; Mammalia; Carnivora; Felidae
Gene: TMEM91
Product: transmembrane protein 91
Exons: 5
Coding region: 161-793 (210 amino acids)
Cellular component (GO): membrane; intracellular membrane-bounded organelle
Source: RefSeq, a predicted model, not a curated record